Molecule: messenger RNA, 1359 nt
Organism: Prosopis cineraria
Lineage: Eukaryota; Viridiplantae; Streptophyta; Magnoliopsida; Fabales; Fabaceae
Product: phosphoenolpyruvate carboxylase kinase 1-like
Exons: 2
Coding region: 148-972 (274 amino acids)
Biological process (GO): protein autophosphorylation; peptidyl-serine phosphorylation; intracellular signal transduction
Cellular component (GO): cytoplasm; nucleus
Molecular function (GO): ATP binding; calcium-dependent protein serine/threonine kinase activity; calmodulin binding
Source: RefSeq, a predicted model, not a curated record
CGACUCACUUCUCAGAGAAUCAAAACGUGGAAAGGCCGAACACCGAAUAUUCCUCGGCAUCUCUCUCCCCAACUUCGAUAAAUAGGGGCGUCCCCACCCCCAGCCCUCGCCGUCCCUAUCCCUCAGCGCGCUCCCCAUCGGCGGAUAAUGUGUGAGCAACUCAAAGGACAGUACCAGUUGUGCCAAGAGAUCGGUCGCGGUCGGUUCGGCACCGUCUUCCGCUGCUUCCACCCCGCCUCUCGCGAAUUUUUCGCCUGCAAGGUCAUCGACAAGGGCCUUCUCACCGAUCCCAUCGAUCGCCAGUGCCUCCAGAAUGAACCCAAGUACAUGGCUCUCCUCUGCCCUCACCCUAAUAUUCUUCAGAUUUUCGACGUCUUCGAGGACGACGAUUUCCUCUCCGUCGUCCUCCAGCUCUGUGAGCCCCUCACUCUCCUCGACCGCAUCAUUGAUCGUCCUUUGGUGGAGACCGAGGCCGCUUCCGUAUUGAAGCAGCUUCUCGAAGCGAUCGCGCAUUGCCACCGGCUCGGCAUAGCCCACCGUGACAUCAAACCCGACAAUAUUUUGUUCGAUUCCCAGAACAAUCUCAAGGUCGCGGACUUUGGGUCGGCGGAGUGGUUCGGCGACGGGGGGACCAUGAGCGGGGUGGUGGGGACGCCGCAUUAUGUGGCGCCUGAGGUGCUGCUGGGAGGGCAGUACAACGAGAAAGUGGAUGUAUGGAGCAGCGGUGUGAUACUGUACAUAAUGUUGUCCGGGAUUCCGCCCUUUUACGGGGAAUCGGCCGAAGAGAUCUUUGAGGCUGUGUUGAGGGGUAAUCUGAGGUUUCCGUCCAGGGUUUUCAGGUCCGUGUCUUCCGCCGCCAAGGAUCUGAUGAGGAAGAUGAUGUGCAGGGAUGCAUCCAGGCGAUUAUCUGCGGAGCAAGCCCUGAGGCACCCGUGGAUCCUGAGAGGAGGAGAGGCCGCCGAUCUGGCUUGAGAAUUGGGGAACAGUUAAACAAAUUUUGCCUCGGUAUAGUCGUUCUCCGUCGCUCCCUCCGGCCAUGAAAAUUCCAACAAGAUCCGCAGCGCAGAAUCUCCGAAAACGACGGGCAGAGCCUUCAGCCUUGUAGAUUCCGAAGCAGCUAGUUUCUCUUUUUUCUUUUGUUUUUGUUUUUAUUUUAAAUGUGAAGUUUCUGGAGAUGUAGAGAAAAGGGGGGUUCCAGAGCAUCUGGGCCUGAGCUGUAGAUACACGUGGGUUGAGCAUCCUGCUUUCCGGGUGUAAAAUAGUGAGGAGGGUUUUGUAAAAUAGGGAGCAGGGGCAUAUCCUAUCCCACUCUGAAAGUAAUGGGAGCCGUCUGGAAUGUGAAUGCUUUUGAUCCUGUAA